AUGGCAGUCACACAUGCUGACCUUGAACCAAGGCGAAGAAAAACUGAUUUGAGUGGCAAAACAGGUGUCUUUCUUAUGGUUCUCACAAUCCUAUUGGGCCUAUUCUGCUUCAUUCUAUGUCUCAUAGCAGAAGCCACACGUUCUAAGGUGAUGUGGAUGAGCACAGCUGAAAAGGGAAAGGGAAGUAAAUCAGAAUGUGUUUACAGUGGUAGUGGGAAAAUGCCAUUGCUAUGCGCUUCUUGUGCUUUCAUUGGACUCGCAUUUGCCAUAUUGAUGGAGCACACUUAUAUGUUGAUCGCAAUUAGUAAUUCAUCUCCUGCUUUACUUACCUUGAAUCCUGAUUCUGCUUCUGCCAAAUCAUUAACAUGGCAAGCUGGGUUCUUCUUCGUUACAACUUGGAUUUGCUUUGCAGUUGGGGAGAUUCUGUUGUUGGCAGGAGUGACUGUCGAGUCAGGGCAUCUGAAGAAUUGGUGGAAGCCUAAACCCAGUUGCAUAAGUAUCAGAGAAGGAUUGUUCUGUGCUGCAGGGGUGUUUGCUUUAACCACGGUUUUCCUAGCUUCUGCUUUAUACCUAACAGCACUACGUGCACUAAGAAUAUCACAAGAGCAAGAAAAUGUUCGAAGGGAGGUGCUUGUGACCUCUGCUCUCCAUGCUUCUCCACCAAGAGGAUCUCAACCACAAAUCACUACUGUUACUCGGGAGAACCCCAGAACUAGAGAGCCCCCAUUAUCUGUAUUUCCAUCUCCUUUUGAUAAAAGCUACACCUUUGUGUGA
This is a messenger RNA of Sphenostylis stenocarpa, 774 nucleotides long. NCBI's taxonomy places the organism in Eukaryota, Viridiplantae, Streptophyta, Magnoliopsida, Fabales, Fabaceae. The record is from the annotation of a GenBank genome assembly.